Lactuca virosa is the source of this 1967-nucleotide messenger RNA. The record is from the annotation of a GenBank genome assembly. NCBI's taxonomy places the organism in Eukaryota, Viridiplantae, Streptophyta, Magnoliopsida, Asterales, Asteraceae.
CUUGGAGACACGGCCCCCACUGGACUACUUGUUCUAGAUCCACCCCAUUUUCCGUUUUCCAUUUUCUUUUAUAAUAAUUUCUUUCAAUCUUCUCCACUUUGCAGCCAUUACACGCUUCUUCAUAUUCAAUUCAAUUCUUUAUUGUGUUUUCAUUGCCUAUCCCAAAUUUGAAUUGAAUCCUUCAACUACGCAAACCCUAUAAUUCAUCCCCAAAUUCUCAUCACCACAAUCUUCGAAUCACUGAUUCAAUAUACGCAUAUCAUAUACACACAUUCAUACACACACAAACGUCUAUAUCGCUACCUAAUCUUUCAUUAUCUCUCAUUGCUUUGACUUUAUUUUCCUUCUGUUUUUCUCUCUCAAUUUCAUAACAUUUCAAGGGUUUCAGAGAUUUUUCUGGAUUAAAGGUGUUUUCUACACCAAUUUUAAUGGAAACAACAGGUUUGAGCGUUGAUACCACCAAUUCUGAUGCGUAUGAGACUGAUAAUUUAGCUUCAUCAAACUCUUUAACACCGAGGAUUACGAGUCGUAGUAGUUCUUCCAGGAGGAUGUUGCCGUCUUCUUCGUUUUCUGUAAUUCGAUUUCUACAAGCGCCUGUAACUACUGUACUUGAAUAUUCUGGUGUUCUUCGACCUAGGUCAAACAACGAUUACCAUGAAUCGGAGAGUUUGAUUCAUGAUCAUCAUCAUCAUCAUGAUGCCCGUAGUUCGAGUGAUUCAGAUACGGCUACGAGCAGUAAUGGCGAUAAUGGGGAGGUUUCUAUACGGAUAAUCGGUGCGGUAGAUCCAGAAGAACAACAUGGUGGGGAGGGUGGAGAACCGGUGGCCUUGAAUGGCGGCGAUAAUGAUGGAGGAGAGAGAGAGAUGGCUGAUUCCACCGACGUAGAUGGUGAAAAUGGCAGGAGUGGGAGUCAUAGUGAUUCAUCUUAUCAACAGCGGUAUGAUAUGCAACAGGUUUCGAGGUGGAUUGAACAGAUUCUUCCAUUUUCUUUGCUAUUGUUGAUCGUGUUCAUUCGUCAGCAUUUGCAAGGUUUCUUUGUCACAGUCUAUGUAACUGCUUUCAUGUACAAGUCUAAUGAUAUUCUUCGAAAGCAGACAGCUUUAAAGGGGGAGAGAAGACUCUCUGUUCUUGGUGGUUAUUUUAUAGUUUUUAUCCUUCAUGUAAUUGGAGUAUACUGGUGGUACCAAAACGAUGAUCUUUGUUAUCCGUUGUUCAUGGUUCCACCAAGAGCAAUUCCACCAUUCUGGCAUGCUAUAUUCACCAUCCUUGUGAAUGAUACAAUGGUGAGGCAGACAGCAAUGGCUUUUAAGCUUGUAUUGCUUAUGUACUAUAAAAAUGGCAAGGGUCAUAACUUUCGUAGACAGGGUCAAAUGCUGACUGUGAUUGAGUAUGCACUGCUGUUAUACCGUGCAUUUUUACCUGCUCCAGUUUGGUAUCGAUUCUUUUUAAACAAAGAAUAUGGAAGCCUCUUUUCCUCUUUGACAACAGGCUUAUAUCUAACUUUCAAGCUUACAUCAAUAGUUGAGAAGGUUGGAUCCUUCUGGACUGCAUUGAAGGCGUUGUCAAGAAAAGAAGUCCAUUAUGGAUCCUACGCGACACCAGACCAGGUAAUUGAAGCAGGGGACAUGUGUGCUAUUUGUCAGGAAAAGAUGCAAGCUCCAGUUUUAUUACGUUGUAAACACAUUUUCUGUGAAGAUUGUGUUUCAGAAUGGUUUGAUAGAGAAAGAACAUGCCCUUUAUGCAGAGCUGUGGUGAAACCAGCAGAAAUACGUUCAUAUGGGGAUGGAUCCACGACUUUGUUUUUCCAGUUGUUUUAAUUUUUUUUGGUUUAUAAUUCUUGAAAUACGCAAGUUAUAACCCGAAUUACAGUAAAAGAGUAGAGUCCUAACAUUUUUUUACACUAAAGUUGUAGUUAUUAAUGUUUUAAUAUAUUUACAAUGUACAUGAGAUACAAUUUUCAUGCAUUC